ACAGCAGUUCCUAAAAACACACUUCUCUGAAGAUGAACUCAAUCACUGGAACAUUUAUUUUACUGUAGCUUUCACUUACAUGAAGGGAAGUCCCACUCUGAGGGCUGAAAUCAGACCUGGAUCUGCUCUCCCAUUGCUUUUGCUGCAAUGUCUGGAUGCUUUGCCACGUUUUUUUGCUCUGCCAGACAUUUUUUGGUGCUGGAUCUGGUGACCAGACCUGUGCCUGGGAGUGUCACCGUGGCUGUACCUUAGAGCUUGCUGUUCUCAGCCUUUGGCAACGUGACCGAGCUUCACCUUGGAGCAGGACUGGGAAAAGGAUCACACUGGGAACUCUGUUUGCAUCUGGCUUGCUGUAAACAAUUUCACAGAGUUAUGAGCAUGGCCAAAUAUAGGGGAGGUGCUGUGCUCCCAUAGAAAUGACUUGAUAACCAGCAAAAGGCUUUGCAAGAGGCAUGGCAGGAAAGCAGUGACUGCAAACAUCCCUGAAUAAAAGGAUGGCAGGAAAAUAGUGACUGCAAACAUCCCUGAAUAAUCUAUACAGUACAGGUUGUAUGGGAAAAAAUCCAGCCAGGUGAAGCAGAUCAUGGAGGAGGCAGUGACGAGGAAGUUUGUGCACGAGGACAGCAGCCACAUCAUCUCCUUCUGCGCUGCCGUGGAAUCCUGUGUCCUGCACGGCCUGAAGCGGAGGGCAGCCGGAUUCCUGCGCAGCAACAAGAUCGCAGCGCUGUUCAUGAAGGUGGGGAAGAGCUUCCCCCUGGCAGAGGAGCUCUGCAAGAAGGUGCAAGACCUGGAGCAGCUCAUUGAGAACGCGCGAAACCAAGUCCAGGGCAUCCCAGAGAACGUGCGCAAGGUGCCGAAGCUGCCCAACCUGUCUCCUCAGGCCAUCAAACACCUCUGGAUCCGCACAGCCCUCUUCGAAAAGGUCUUGGAUAAAAUCGUGCACUACUUGGUAGAGAACAGCAGUAAGUACUAUGAGAAGGAGGCUCUCCUGAUGGAUCCUGUGGAUGGGCCAAUUCUUGCAUCUUUACUGGUGGGGCCCUGUGCACUGGAGUACACGAAGAUGAAAACCGCUGACCACUUCUGGACAGACCCCUCGGCAGACGAGCUGGUCCAGCGGCACCGGAUCCACAGCUCCCACUGCCGGCAGGACUCGCCCACCAAGCGCCCGGCGCUCUGCAUUCAGAAAAGACAUUCCAGUGGCAGCAUGGAUGACCGGCCCUCGCUGUCUGCCAGGGACUAUGUGGAGUCACUGCACCAGAAUUCCCGUGCCACGCUCCUCUACGGCAAGAACAAUGUCCUGGUGCAGCCGCGAGAUGACAUGGAGGCAAUCCCAGGAUAUCUGUCCCUUCACCAGACCGCCGACAUCAUGGCACUGAAGUGGACCCCGAACCAGCUGAUGAAUGGCUCUGUGGGGGACCUGGACUAUGAGAAGAGUGUGUACUGGGACUAUGCCAUGACCAUUCGCCUGGAGGAGAUCGUUUAUCUGCACUGUCACCAGCAAGUAGACAGUGGUGGGACGGUGGUCCUGGUGAGCCAGGAUGGGAUCCAGAGGCCGCCGCUGCGGUUCCCCCGAGGAGGGCACUUGCUGCAGUUCCUGUCCUGCCUGGAGAACGGCCUCCUGCCCCAUGGGCAGCUGGACCCACCCCUCUGGUCACAGCGGGGAAAGGGCAAAGUGUUUCCCAAGCUGAGGAAGCGAAGCCCCCAGGGCUCCUCCGAGUCCGCGUCCGACAAGGAGGAUGACGAAGCCACAGAUUAUGUGUUCAGGAUAAUCUACCCCGGGACACAGGCUGAGUUUGUGCCCCAGGACCUGAUGGACGGGCCAGGGGCUGUCCUGCCCCCCAUGUGGCAGCCCAGCACCCGCAAGUCCUCCUGCUCCUCCUGCUCCCAGAGCGGCUCCUCGGACGGGGGCCCGGCCAACGGCUGCAGCCACGAGAGAGCUCCACUGAAGCUCCUGUGUGACAACAUGAAGUACCAAAUCCUCUCCCGGGCCUUCUAUGGCUGGCUGGCCUAUUGCAGACACCUGUCCACGGUGAGGACCCACCUGUCUGCGCUGGUGAACCACAAUAUCGUGUCCUCUGACGUCCCCUGCAGUGCCAGCUCGGGGCUGACUGUGGACAUCUGGCAGAGAUACCUGCAGGACAGCACGAGUUACGAGGACCAGGAGUUGCUGCGGCUGAUCUACUAUGGCGGGAUCCAGCACGAGAUCAGGAAGGCCGUCUGGCCCUUCCUGCUGGGCCAUUACCAAUUUGGGAUGACGGAGGCAGAGAGAAAGGAGGCUGACGAGCAGACCCGUGCCUGCUACGAGCACACGAUGGCAGAGUGGCUGGGCUGCGAGGCCAUCGUCCGGCAGCGCGAGAAGGAGUCACACGCGGCCGCGCUGGCCAAGUGCUCCUCGGGGGCCAGCCUGGACUCCCACAUCCAGAGGAUGAUGCACAGGGACUCGACCAUCAGCAAUGAGUCCUCCCAGAGCUGCAGCUCUGGCCGACAGAACCACGCCCGGCUGCAGAGUGACUCCAGCUCCAGCACCCAGGUGUUUGAAUCUGUGGAUGAAGUGGAACAGACUGAAGUAGAUGCUCAGCUGGAAGAUGGCAAACAAAGCAAGGUCCCCAAUGGGACAGUUCCCAAUGGCACUUGUUCCCCUGAUUCUGGCCACCCCUCUUCCCAAAACUUCUCCAUCACAUCAGGGUUCUCAGAGCGCAGCUUCAGCAACGAGGACAGUGCCCUGGAAACCAAUAAAUCCUCGUCCAGCUCCCAGGGAAAGGCUGGUGGGUCCGAUGUGCCAGCCUCAGUGGACACGGAUGGUGUCCAGCAGGAGAAGCUGCAGGGCCAAGACAGCCUGGAAGGUGAAUUUCCCAGUGUUGGAAGUGUGGACUUUGUUCCCAUGGGUGAGGGCCCGGCGGGGGCCCUGAGUGACACUGUGGCCCUGACUGUGGUGGAGAGCUGGGCAGACAGCGAGGCUGAGAAGCAGAGCUUGGUGGAGAGUGAGGACAACCUCUCUGAGGAGCCAGAAAUGGAGAGUCUGUACCCACAGCUGGAUUCCCUGGCUGUGGCUGUGACUGAUCUGACCAACAGUGAAACAUCUGCUCUCUCCUCCACGGGUGUCACCUACUCUCCAGAGCUGCUGGACAUGUACACAGUGAACCUGCACCGCAUCGAGAAGGACGUGCAGCGCUGUGACCGCAACUACUGGUACUUCACCCCGGCCAACCUGGAGAAGCUCCGCAAUGUCAUGUGCAGCUACAUCUGGCAGCACAUUGAGAUUGGCUACGUGCAGGGGAUGUGUGACUUGCUGGCCCCUCUCCUGGUCAUCCUGGAUGAUGAGGCUCUGGCUUUCAGCUGUUUCACCGAGCUGAUGAAGAGGAUGAAUCAGAAUUUCCCCCAUGGAGGAGCCAUGGACACCCACUUUGCCAACAUGAGGUCACUGAUCCAGAUUCUGGACUCUGAGCUCUUUGAGUUGAUGCACCAGAAUGGGGAUUACACUCAUUUCUACUUCUGCUACCGAUGGUUUCUCCUGGACUUCAAGAGAGAGCUGGUGUACGACGACGUGUUCGCCGUCUGGGAGACCAUCUGGGCCGCCGCACACGUCUCCUCUGCUCACUACGUGCUCUUCAUAGCCCUGGCCCUGGUGGAAAUGUACCGGGACAUCAUCCUGGAGAACAACAUGGAUUUCACAGACAUCAUCAAGUUUUUCAACGAAAUGGCCGAGCGACACAACACCAAGCAGAUCCUGAAGCUGGCUCGGGACCUUGUCUAUAAAGUGCAGACUCUGAUUGAGAACAAAUGAAGGACACAGGGCAGACGAGGGAUCCAAAGAGCCGGGACUCCCCUCCGAUGCUUCCUCCUUUCUCCUCUUUCUCCAAGUGCCACACCUGUGGAACUCAGGCAGUGGGACACGUGCUGCUGGCUGAGCUGGGAGUACCCUCGGCUCCCCAAGUGCUGUGCCAGGGGCCCCAGCUCAGACCUUCUGCAGUGACUCAACCAAAGAUCCGUCUAGGUGUGUGUUACCCGUCGGGAGCAGGACCAGGCAGUCACUUCCUGGCCUUGCUGCAGCAGAAGGGCAGCAGGUGUGUGCCCACCACAACUGCCCAGGCAUUGCCAGCAUCCCAGGGCAGAGCUCGGGGGUGGGGAGAGCAGAACUCCACACCCUUUGUGGCACAGACAUAAAGCUGCUUCCUGGCAGUGGGAAGGCAGCCAGUCUGUGAGCCCAGACAGCACAGGGAUGCUGCCAUUCCUCAGCUGCUUACCAACAUGAUGAGGUUCUGCCAGUAACAGGGGGGACUUUGAUCACAGAAAUUCCUCUUUUGAUCUUGUCCCUUGAUGCGUUGCAUCCCCUUCAGUAUUUUAUUUUCCAAGGCUCUGUUUUCUCCCUGGGAUUUUACAUUGUUCCGACAAUAUCUGAGCACACAACAGUUUCAUCUCUGGAUGGAUUUUCAGAACAGCUCCAAACUCAGCACUGGGUUUGUUGUUUUUUCUGUAACCCUCUCUGAACACUGGGAAAUCUGGUCCUGACCUCCUCUGGGAACUCCCAGCUGGAGGUUUUCUUACCUGCCUUACUUUAGCUGCUUGUGGUAGGAGUCUGGUCUCCCUGUCAUUCCUUUGCAGCCCCUGUGAGGAGAGGGCUCCUCAGAAGGCAAGUCAGAGCUCCUGAUUAUCUUGGCUUUCCCUCUGAUGGUGCCUGUCUUCUCCUCUGGCCAUUAAGACCGGCUGCUCAAAGCUCGACAGGGCAAACAAUCCCCUUGGUGCCUGUGGGUUUUCCAUGUGCUGCCAAGCCCCCUAAGCCCACCAAAAGUCUCCAGUUAGGUCUUGGUGGGCUUCCCCCACAUGUCUGUGAAGAGAAGAAUAGCCCAAGGUCUCUGAGUGGUCUUUGCUUUGGGAAGAUGCACUUGUGUGGCCACUUUUCCUGCAGUGGCUCCAGUGUUGGGGCUGGAGCCCGCUGCAUGAAGUGCCUCUCAGCUGCUGUGUCCUCAGCCCUGCAGAGGGGUCGGAGUCAUUUUUCAACUCAGGUAAAAACAAUACAGGCAAAAGAGAGGUGUGGGUGGCUGGAGGGUCCAGCCCAGCUGGGGGGGGGGGCUGUGCUGUGGCCAUGGGGCAGGCACUGGGUUGGAGCCCUCUCUCUCUAAGGGUACUUUCUCUCAAGUUUUGCUGCAAAAAUUUGUGUUCCCCUUCUGUGCAAUGUGUGAUGUGUGUGUGCUCUCCUCCACUCCUCUGCAAGGGAAGGCCCUGCUCCUGCCUUGCUGCUGGAGUGCUGCCCACGGAAGGGAAAGGGCCUUUCCCUUCUCCCGUGUCUGUGCUGUUUUGUGUUGGCUUGUGGCACGUGUCAGAUGUUGCUUGCAGAAAACAGAUGUCAAUCUGCACAAGAGAAAACUGCUGCUUCAGGGAGGUUCUGUGGAGCGUGGUGAAGUGGUUUGCUGCUUGAGCAAAUGGGGUGGAAAAAUGAGCACUUUCUGUAUGCUGGGACAUGGAGGUCACAGCUGGAAAAGGCAGGGAGAGUGGCACAUCCUGAACCUUUGGGGGAAGAGGCUGUGGCAAGGGGGAGAGCAAUGGGCAGCCCUUUGCUCCUCAUAAUCCCAACAGAUGUGUACAAUGAUCUAGGAAAUUCCUUGCAAGAGUUUCCUGCAGUAAAUCCCCAAAGGGUGCUGGUCUGUAAGCAGCUCAGGAAACAAAGAGCUUCAGAUCUGCCAGUUCCUGUGUGAAUCUUCCAUCUUUCCACUAAGCAGAGCAAAAAGCUCCUGCCCUCUCUCCAUCCCAGACCGCUCCUGUUCCCUCGAGGUUCUAGGACAGAAUUGUCCCGUGUAACCUGUCCAGAGGGGAAGGGAAGUGCUCUGCCCUCCUCUUCCUGAGGGACAGGAACCGACAGGUCUCCUGAAACACAGUCUGACCAAGCAACAUCUCUGACAUCUUUGAAGCUUCUUUCCUUGGUUCUUAAACAAAAACAGCCAAGAAAUUCUGCACAAUAUUUGCUGUCUGUAUUAACUGAGAGUGUCUUUGGGCCGCUCAAUAGCAGUGUUUUUUGAAUAAUUUCCGAGGGGAAAAAAAUGUAUUUAUUUAUUGAUUGUACCUGACUGUGUGUCCUCGUGUGCUGGCGUGUGAAUGUGUGCUGUUGUGCAAAUGGAGAUAGACAUUUUCAAUGUUCUUUACGAUAUCUUGUACAUGUUUACCAGAGAACCGUGUCUAUAUAUAAUAUAUAUACAGUAUAGAGAGAAAAUAUGUGAAUUAAGUGGGUUAUUUUUUGAGGGGGGGGUGAGAAAUCUUUUGCUUCUAAGAACUGUGUGGUUUCUAUAGCACCUCUUCCAUGAUGUGCCAGUCUGUUUCUGGGAGAGUUGUUGUGGUGGGGCAACAGGAAGCUCAGAGCAGAACCACCAUCGUGACCUCAGCUUGGCUUCAUCUUAGUUCUGACUUUAAAACUGGAAAGGAAGAACAAAAGGAGGAAAGAUGGUGCUGAGUGUGCAGGAGCUACUCUGCUCGAGCUGUGUGGGGUCUUGUGCCUUGCCCGGGGAUUUGCUGGGUGAGAACAGUUGCAGAGUUGGGUUUUGGCGUGUCCUAGGUAAAUUAGAUAGUCCAAAGAGGAGUCUGUCACUUAAUUUAGGAUAAAAGUGUCUGGCCACCCUGUUUGGGUAGGGAGGGAGUGUCCCUGGCCCAUGUAGAACAUUGGAACUGAGUCCUCACCAGCCCCUGUUGCAGGCAGAGCCCCAUGUGCUGCUCCACCCCAAUCCCUACAAACAUCAGGAAAACCAUUUGCUCACUAAAUUCUUGUGAGCACUUGAGUCUGAACAUGGAGGUCCAGCUUUGUGUUCCCAGGAGGUCAGAAUCAGUCUGUGACAAUCCCUGUGCUCUGGCCCUGUCCAUGCCUGGUCCCAGCUCUGGUUUGGACAUCUUUCCCAAGUCUCAGUGGGGGCAGCUGUGCUGGGCCCUCCAGGGCAGGUUCUUGUGCUUGUGGAGACCCACAGCAAGGCACCCCCAGGUUUGGGGCUCUGAUGGCUAUAAACUCCUAAAAUGGAAGCAAAAGGUUUGUUGUGCAGCUGUUUGUGGGCAUUCUCUGGCCCAGCCUUUCCUGCAUGGCUCUGCCCCCAAGCUAGACCACCCUGAGAUAAAGCCUUGUGCUGGGGUUCCGACAGUGGGAAUCGUGGCCUUGGAAUCCAGCAUGGAUUUCUCCCAGCUGUGCAGCCAUGGAGGAGAAGCCUGUCACCAGGGAGUGCUUGUCCAUAUACAGCAAUCUUGUCUGGCUCCUUGGGGGAGAGGAAUGUCUCACCCCAGCAGCUCCGUGCAGCUGAGCCCCCCCCUGCAAUGGCACUGUGAGCUGGGGACUAUCUUUAGCCUGUUCUUGGUUCUGUGGGACCAGGGACUGGAGCUGCUGUGCCUUAAACGGACAGAGGGCAGGGUUAAA
Pipra filicauda (Wire-tailed manakin) is the source of this 7384-nucleotide messenger RNA. It is a transcript of the gene SGSM1, whose product is annotated as small G protein signaling modulator 1. The coding region runs from base 584 to 3784 and encodes 1066 amino acids. Lineage: Eukaryota; Metazoa; Chordata; Aves; Passeriformes; Pipridae. Gene Ontology annotation, molecular function: GTPase activator activity. Gene Ontology annotation, biological process: activation of GTPase activity. The transcript is spliced from 24 exons. The record is from RefSeq and is a predicted model, not a curated record.